AUGGAGAGAUAUUUUUCUAAAGUAUCUUCCAAUCUUCCAAAAUUAAGUUCAACAUCUCAAAAUCCUUCUAACUUAAGAGAAGGCGGCGUCAAUGAAUUGCAACGAGGCCGACAAAGUGAAAAUGUUGAUUUAAAUUCCUUAGAAUUGGAUCCUGGGGAAAGAUUAGCAAUUCGAAAAUAUCAUCCAAAUGAUCGUGAUGCAAUAAGAAGAGUUGUAACAAAAGAUGCAGCAUUCUGCUUCUAUUGUUAUUUGUUUCAAGAUGAAUGCAUUAAUCAAGGGGGAGGAGAUGUAUUUUCAACCAUAGGGUUUACAAGUUGGAAUAAGAAGCACAGUCUUAAUGAGCAUGUAGGUAAACCAAAUAGUGUUCAUAAUCAAUCAAGACAGAAUUGUGAAGAUUUGUUGAGACAAAAACAAUCCAUUCAAAGUGUAUUUACUAAACCAACUGAUCAACAAAAGUUAGACUAUUGUACUCGUUUGGAAGCUGCAAUUAAUGUGCUAAGAUAUCUUUUGAAGCAACGAUUGUCAUUCCGGGGCCAUCGUGAAGAUAUAUCAUCUUUUAAUAGAGGUAAUUAUAUUGAACUUCUUACAUGGUAUGCAAAACUAUGUGAUAAUAUUGGCGGUUCAUUUAAAAAAGCUCCAAAGAAUAAUCAAUUAACUUCUCCACACAUUCAGAAGGAUAUUAUCAGUGCAUUUGAUGAAUCUCGCGAUGUGUCAUGUAAGGAACAAAUGGCUAUUGUUUUGUGGUACGUUGAUAGAAGGGGAAGUGUGAUGGAGCGAUUUAUUGGUAUUGUUCAUGUUCGUGAUACUACUGCUUUGUCUCUAAAGAAAGGAAUUGUUGGUUUACUUUCUCAACAUUCUUUAAGUUCAUCUUAUAUACGUGGACAAUGUUAUGAUAGAGCAAGUAAUAUGCAAGGUGAUGUAAAUGGGUUGAAAAUCUUGAUGCAACAAGAAAGUAAAGGUGCUCAUUCUAUUCAUUGUUUUGCUCAUCAACUUCAAUUAACUCUUGUUGCGAUUAGAAAAUGUGAUGAAGUGAAAGAACUUUUAUUGUUGGUUUCUGAUAUAUUAAAUAUGGUGGGAGCUUCUUUCAAGCGUAGAGAUGAACUUCGUGAAGCCUAA
Messenger RNA from Lycium barbarum (goji berry), 1116 nucleotides. RefSeq lists its product as uncharacterized. The record is from RefSeq and is a predicted model, not a curated record. The transcript is spliced from 3 exons. NCBI's taxonomy places the organism in Eukaryota, Viridiplantae, Streptophyta, Magnoliopsida, Solanales, Solanaceae. The coding region runs from base 1 to 1116 and encodes 371 amino acids.